GUGUAACCUGGUUCGAUAGACAUUUGGCACACGUAUAUAACACGACGAUGUGCCAAAUGGCUAGCCACUGUUAGAGUCAGUGCUAGCCGCCUAGAAGACAAAACAGAUGCCAUUUUUUUGUGUUUGGCUGAGACGGACCUAUAUUUAUGAACGAAUGCACUGAGCAGUGUUGAGAGGUGUUUAACGUGGUGUGGUGUCUAGUGUGGCGGAAAUACGAAGUAUGGCGGACUGCGGUGAAAACGUCUAUGAAGACGAUCGCCAACAUUGACCACACUGGCCGUGGAAAGGCUGACAUUUUUUUACUUUUCCGUGGAUUGUGGAAAAAUGUCUUUUCUAUACUAGUCCUAGAUUUACCGUCGAUUUCCGUCUGACGUGAGUGAAUUGUGCUGUGCUUAUGGAUACUCUUUACUUGUACUUUAUUCUGUAAAAAAAAGACUGAGAGCAGUGGUUGCGAAACGUCACAACUCCCAAGUCAAAACAGGACGGUUCAUAUCAAGGCGAAGGCAAUACACGUUUCACCUUGUUCAAGAAUGAUUAUUCGCUGCUAAUUGCUAUUGCUGCUUUUGACACGAGACAAUAUGACCAGUCGCAGUUUCUGAGACAAAUCCUUGUUGCGAUAGAAAACUUGCUCCGAAAUUCGAGCACAAUGAUGCAAGAUCCCGCCCGGGUUAAUGCUUUAAAAAUGGAGCAAGAAACAGUCUACGGAACUCAUGAAGACAGUCAUGUAGUCAUGUCAGAGAAAGUUCAGUCUUUGGCAGGCAGCAUUUAUCAAGAAUUCGAAAGAAUGAUCGCUCGAUACGACGAGGACGUCGUCAAAGAACUAAUGCCCUUGUUAGUCAACGUUUUAGAAUGUUUGGAUAUCGCCUACACAGAAAAUCAAGAGCACGAAGUAGAAUUAGAAUUACUUCGAGAGGAUAACGAACAACUGGUCACGCAAUAUGAGAGAGAAAAGCAGCUUCGAAAAACAUCAGAUCAAAAAUUGCUGGAGCUUGAAGAUGUCGCUGAGGACGAGCGAAAGGAAUUGGUUUCGAAGAUUGAUAGCCUUGAAUCGAUCGUUAGGAUGCUGGAACUUAAAACCAAGAAUUCACACGACCAUGGUACAAAUGGCAAUGCUACCUCUCACACACCAUCUCCCUACAUCAUAAGACUUGAAGAAAAAGAAUCAGAGUUGAAGCGUGAAUACUCUCGGUUGCACGAUCGGUAUACAGAAUUAUUUAAGACACAUGUGGACUAUAUGGAAAGGACAAAAAUGCUCGUGGGCAGUUCAGAAAGACUAGAAAAUGCUUCAAGUGCUCGAGGACCUGGUCGAUUGCCAUCGCUGGGAAUGACACAAAUGUCGAGGAGUUCUGGACCUCUAAGUUAUGGGUUCCAGAGUCUCGAGGCCAGCAUAAAUGCAGAAGAUAUUCCAGAGGAGAUUCCACCUCAUGUUGCAAAUUUAAAAUCGGAAAUGAGUGAUACCAGCUGCGAAGCAGCGAUAGAAACUUCAGACAAAAGUCAGCUCACGGAUCACCCAAGACAGGAAAACAAAACUACUACCAUUUCUAGACAUGAAAGUCCGGAAACGGAAGUACCACCACCAGUGAUUACUCCGACCUCUCCAACUGUUGAAAAAAUGGCCUCGACUCCAAGUGGUCGAAGCAGAACUGAAAGGGAACAACGUAGUGGAAAUACGUUGUAUCAAGAACUUAGUUUCCAAGAUGCAGACGCACUUGGAGAAAUGGAUGAAGGUGCAGAUAUUACAGGUAGUUGGGUCCAUCCUGGAGAAUACGCUUCGUCAGUUAACGACAACUUUUUCGGAAUGGGCAAAGAGGUCGAGAACCUAAUAAUGGAGAACAACGAACUUCUAGCCACAAAGAAUGCACUCAAUAUUGUUAAGGACGAUUUGAUCGUGAAGGUAGAUGAGCUAACAGGCGAACAAGAAAUUCUUCGAGAGGAGGUUCGAGCUCUUCAGCAGGCGAGAGACCGACUGCGCCAGAGAGUUUCGGCCUUAGAAGAAGAAUUGAAGAAAACGAAAGAGGAGGCAGAGUCAGCAGCCAAGACUUCGAAAAGUGAUGACGAAGAAGAUGUACCUCUCGCCCAAAGGAAAAGAUUCACUAGGGUGGAGAUGGCUAGGGUCCUAAUGGAAAGAAACCAGUACAAAGAACGAUUCAUGGAAUUGCAGGAGGCCGUCAGAUGGACGGAAAUGAUCAGAGCUAGUAAAACUGAUCCUGCUAGCAUAUCGGGUGGCAAGCAAACUUUUUGGAGGUUUUUUAGUAAUCUCUUUACAGGCCCGGCAGAUCGGGGAUCGCUGGUUCGAGGGCCACACACGAUGCGUUAUAGCGCCCCAACAAAUCAAGUUGUACCAGCGCCACCCUUGGACGCGAUGCGCAGACGUACAAUGAAAAGUAGUCGGCAAGAUUUUCUUGACCAGGGAGACACCAUGUCUUCUGAAAAACUUGUGGCUAGACGAGCAAACGAGAGAAGAGAACAAUAUCGACAAGUUAGAGCUCAUGUUAGAAAAGAGGACGGGAGAUUGCAGGCUUACGGCUGGAGUUUGCCUGGAAAGCCUACUGCACCAGCUAGACAACCUGUUCCUGUCCCCGUUUAUUGUAGACCUCUUCAGGAAACCGAGCCGGGAAUGAAAAUAUGGUGUGGAGCUGGAGUAAAUCUAAGUGGAGGCAAGACUCGAGAUGGAGGUUCGAUGGUCGGAGGCAGCGUCUUCUACGCCGCAGAAGCUCGAGAAAGCAACAGUACCUUAAAAAUCGAGGCAGAAGACGCCGUCGAGCAUCUAGACAAAGAACUCCAAGAAAGCGAGCAGCGUCGUAUUGAGGCUGAGAGACUCGAACAACAAUUGAGUUCCCUAGUUUGGAUCUGCACGUCCACCCAAAAGAUGUCAAAAGUAACUGUGAUAGACGCAAACAAUCCGGCGGAGAUUCUCAAAGUUUUCAACGUCUGCCAAAACCACUUACUCUGCAUAGCGAGUGUGCCUGGUGCCAAAGAGAGCGACUACGUCCAAGGUUCAAACGACGAGACAGUCCAGAACAUGAGCGUCGUCGACGGGACUAAAGAAUAUAGUAGAACAAACGAAAAUGUAGGAAAUAGCAAUUCUAUUGGCGAUAGAGCAAAGACUGAUUCGGAGGCUCAAUGCGAGGGCUCUAGUUCAAAUGAGAAGGUGACUGAAUCUUCAGAGAAGCCAGAAAGUGAACAAAAUUCAACAACAGAGCCUCAGAAUGUGCAAACGAAUGCAGAUGGCGAGACCGUGAAUUUGGGGAAGGUUCAUUUCAUUAAAAACUGUGGUGAAUCUCCGGAAAUUAGUGAACUGAGCGAGGCGAGUGAGAAAGAAGCCACUGAAGAGGACCAAACGCCUAUUGAAAAAAUGUCUUCUAUUCAACCAACUAUGUGGCUUGGAGCUCAGAAUGGAGCCAUUUUUGUUCAUUCGGCUGUUGCCAAGUGGGCCGUUUGUUUGCAUUCAGUGAAACUUAAAGACGCCGCUUUGGCGAUAGUUCACGUCCAAGGACGAGUUCUCGUUGCCCUGGCAGAUGGGACCGUUACAAUAUUCCGAAGAGGUCCUGAUGGCCAAUGGGAUCUUUCCCAGUACCAUGUGAUAACGCUCGGCAACCCUCAGCAUUCCAUCCGGUGUAUGGCGACUGUAUUAGGAAAAACAGUCUGGUGUGGUUACCAAAACAAGAUUCACGUGAUAGAUCCGAUUUCGUUGACCCUCAAGUGUUCCGUGGACGCACAUCCUCGUCGGGAGUCGCAGGUUCGACAACUAGCCUGGCUGGGCGAAGGAGUAUGGGUUAGCAUCAGGCUAGACUCAACCUUGAGAUUAUAUCAUGCCCACACCCAUCAGCACCUUCAAGAUGUGGACAUUGAGCCAUAUGUUAGCAAAAUGCUCGGAACCGGAAAACUAGGUUUUUCCUUCGUCAGAAUCACUGCCCUGCUCAUCUCCUCAAACAGACUCUGGAUCGGAACUGGAAAUGGGGUUAUCAUUUCUGUUCCUCUCUCCGAAAGUGCUGGCGGGUCCAUGGCCAUUUCGAGAGCACAAACCAGGGGAGGAAAAGGCGACACCCCAGGGGUUGGAGUUCGAGUAUACGCUUCAGAUCAUGGUGUAACUCCAGGAAGCUUUGUGCCUUACUGCAGUAUGGCUCACGCUCAGCUUAGCUUCCAUGGACACAGGGAUGCUGUAAAAAUGUUUGUCGCCGUCCCUGGGCAUGGAGGCCACAGUGUGAUUUCGGAUGGAUCCCAACCUGCAAUGCUAGUCCUGUCUGGUGGGGAAGGUUACAUCGAUUUUAGAGUUGGUGACGGCGAUGAAACUGAGGAUGGGAUUGAACGCUCAGGUGCAUCUGCAGUCUCGAAUUCAGAGGAGCAAGGAGAGCAGAGUCACCUGAUCGUUUGGCAAGUUCAGUGUCCGACUUCUGCACUGGUCAACACCUAGUCUGCCACAGAAACCGGAGGUUCUUUCCAGGGUGACCGGCCUAGCUACUGUCUUUUUACAAUGAUUCAUUGAUCUACGGAAAAAAGGAAACUUAAGUUAGGGCCACUUUCAUCCUUUUAAAAACUAACCUGAGUAAAUUAAGUAUCUUUUUUUCUGUGAAUACCACAUCGACUGGUAGAUCAAAUGAAGAUUGUUGCUCCAAGUCAGCUUGCUGAAUUUAGGUAGCUACGUGUAUUAAUGCCGCGAUAAGCGUAGUGUACAGGACUAAUUUGUUGAAUUUUUUUAGAAGGUAUAUUACGAUCUUGGUUUUUACCAGCGAUGAUUUUUACUGAAAGGUCUUUUUGGACUUUCCUAUCGAUGUAUCUCCAAGGUACAUCCACUAUCUUCGAAACAGUAUCCACGAGUCGCAAUCUGAUAUCGCGAUCGAUGAAUUCUAGAUAUUUUCUUUUUUUAAUUAUUUGAGACUUAUAUAUAAAUACAUACAUUAUAUAUAUCUGUUUAUAAUAUGCUUACGAAUCGAUUGUCGGCAUGAUAAGAUCUAUUGUAAAUCGUUUAUAGAGAUAAAAUAAUAAUUUAUUCGCGAAUCGUGUAAUUUAUGAGCACGUAUAUAUUACACGCCCGUGACAGGGAUGUGUGCAAUUUUGCGUUGAAUGUGGAGAAAGAUUAUUCAAGAUUUAGUGUCCAGCGCGAAUCGUCGUUUGAUAGUUUUCUAGUUUACACAACGAAAUUUAACAGAAUUAGAUAGAAGCAAUCAGGUCCUUUAAAAAAUAUCCGAUCCUAAAUCCCACCUUAAAUUUAUGAUCUGAUUUAAAAUUUUAAGAUAAUAUUUCGGAGUUUGAAAUCAGCGAACCACGCCGAUGCAGUGGCAAGCUUAAUUCCUGGUUGUAAGUUAACAUAGACUUAUAUUUUUGGCGAUUCACUUUUUGGAUGAGGGAGGUUGCACCGAACUAAAUUGCUGUGCAACGCUGUUUGAAACCUAUUUUCACAAGAGAAAUUAAUCUUUUUUUGGCGUUUCCAAUUUUUGAACGGACUGAUUUAGGGUCGGAGUGACGAUAAAAUUUUACAAAGAGGGGAAUUAGUUUUUGUAAAGCGGUCAGUUUUUUAAUUGCUUGAGUUCAAACGUCGAUUUACCCUUUGGGAAAAAAUCCUGGGUAUUUAAUAGCUAGUUUUUCAAUUUCGAAUGAUCAGCGUUUGUAAAUUAUGUAAUGUCGUUAUUGGCGUCCUUUUUUUUUUGACGCGUUGUACUCACUCCUCGGCCGACCACAAGAAAAAGCUAGCUUUUCCGCACUUCUUUCUCAUGAACCUUCUACCAAAGAUAAGGUUUACAUAACAAGUAGAAAAUCGGCUCUAGGGAAUUUUACGUAUUACAUGUUUAACUCGGCUUUCAGUGUCGAACGUGGAUUGUACCUGGCUCGCGUGGAGCUGCAACGGCAUUAAUAAAGUUACAAAGGAAAUUAC
Messenger RNA from Belonocnema kinseyi, 5872 nucleotides. RefSeq names its product JNK-interacting protein 3 (gene syd). NCBI's taxonomy places the organism in Eukaryota, Metazoa, Arthropoda, Insecta, Hymenoptera, Cynipidae. Bases 647 to 4414 code for a protein of 1255 amino acids. The record is from RefSeq and is a predicted model, not a curated record. The transcript has 18 exons. Gene Ontology annotation, molecular function: signaling receptor complex adaptor activity; kinesin binding; JUN kinase binding. Gene Ontology annotation, cellular component: cytoplasm. Gene Ontology annotation, biological process: vesicle-mediated transport.